AGAAGAAGAAGAAGAAGAAGAAGAAGAAGCUGCUCAUCUCUCCUCCUAUAUUUACUCCUUGUUUGAAGAGAUGGAUGAUACCAUGAGCAACAACCCAGUUAACAAGAGAAGGCGAAGGAGAAAAGAAAAUUUCGUUGGCGACAACAGCACCAAUCAAAAAGAUAAUGGCGAUGAGUCGGGUGUCGAAGGUAGUGAAAAACAAGGAGUAGUGAAGACGAAAGGGUUGAAAGAGAUCAUAACAUCGUUGUUGUUGCUUGAGGAGCAAGAAAAGAGUGAUCGAGAAGAGUGGGCAAAAACCCACCAAGAAGAUAAGUUGUUAUUCGAGGCGAAUCACAAGAAAAGGACUCGCGCUAUGUUGGAUUAUCAUUCCAAGUUACAAGAUUAUCAUCACAAUUUACAAAACACUGACGCGGUUCGAAAGAGAAAAUCGAGAAAUAAUGUUACUGCUGCCGUUGCCACCGCCGCUGUUGCUGCUGCUGAUUUUGAGGAUUCGAAUCAGAAAAGAACUGGUGGUGGCAACGGAGGAAAUAGUGGUGGAGCGGCGGCAGGUGGGCCGCAGAGAAGGUUGUGGGUGAAGAACAGAUCAAAGGCUUGGUGGGAUCAAUGCAACAGUGCUGAAUUUCCCGAGGAGGAAUUCAAGAAAGCGUUUCGAAUGGGGAAGGAUACAUUUGAAAUGAUAUGUAAUGAAUUAAGCUCCGUGGUGGCGAAGGAAAAUACUAUGUUGAGAGAGGCUGUACCGGUCAGACAAAGAGUUGCGGUGUGUAUAUGGAGGCUUGCAACGGGGGAGCCUUUGAGGCUUGUGUCGAAAAGGUUUGGUUUGGGGAUUUCUACUUGUCAUAAGCUUGUUCUUGAGGUUUGUUCCGCGAUUAGGACUGUUUUGAUGCCAAAGUAUUUACAAUGGCCUGACGAGGAGUCAUCGAGAAGGAUUAAGGAUGAAUUUGAAACGAUCUCUGGGAUUCCCAAUGUGGUGGGAUCAAUGUAUACUACUCAUAUACCCAUAAUAGCACCAAAGAUUAGUGUGGCUGCUUAUUUUAAUAAGAGGCAUACAGAGAGGAAUCAGAAGACUUCUUAUUCGAUUACGGUUCAGGGUGUUGUUGAUCCAAAUGGAGUGUUCACUGAUGUGUGCAUUGGUUGGCCUGGUUCAAUGCCCGAUGAUCAGGUUUUGGAGAAAUCGGCAUUGUUUCAGAGAGCUAAUGGAGGGAUAAUGAAGGGUGUUUGGAUUGUUGGGGGCUCUGGGUACCCUUUGAUGGAUUGGGUAUUGGUGCCCUUUACACAGCAACAUUUGACAUGGACUCAGCACGCUUUCAAUGAGAAAAUUGGCGAGGUUCAAAGGGUUUCUAAGGAAGCAUUUGCGAGGUUGAAAGAGAGGUGGUGUUGCUUGCAAAAGCGAACAGAGGUGAAACUACAGGAUUUACCGGUGGUUCUUGGGGCUUGCUGUGUUUUGCACAAUAUAUGUGAAAUGAGGAACGAAGACAUGGAUCCGGAACUGAAGUUUGAUCUCAUUGAUGAUGAGAUGGUCCCCGAGGUUGGAUUGAGAUCGGUAAGUGCAAUGAAGGCUAGGGAUGCAAUUGCUCAUAAUCUUUUGCACCAUAACCAUGCUGGCACUUCUUUUCUGUCAUGAAAGGGCUUUCAUCGCCCUUUGGCAUUUUAGUUGUUUUUAAUGCCUUAUUACUUGUUACAUUUUUGUUGUGGAAUCAUACCGUAGGCUCUUUUGAUCACAAUUUGUCGAAGGAGGCCAAAGAAAAUAUAUUUGCCUGUUCUGCAAAUGGAUGAAUAUUCUCCUUGUAAACUUCAAUUAUACACACACAUCACAGACAUGUUGUAACCCUUUCUCAUACUUGAAUUAACAAGCAAUGAAUGAAUGAAAUUUUAGCAAUUGAAAGUUCUUUUGUACCAUGUUCUGCUUCCAAUGGAUCACUGUUAAUGAUUGUCUUAAUUGAUCAACAAACAUUCAGUGGCUUUCGGAAGCAUAAUCUCC
Molecule: messenger RNA, 1978 nt
Organism: Ilex paraguariensis (yerba mate)
Lineage: Eukaryota; Viridiplantae; Streptophyta; Magnoliopsida; Aquifoliales; Aquifoliaceae
Source: the annotation of a GenBank genome assembly